GACAUCGAGGAACAGAGAGAGAGAGUUUAAUCUGAGGCUGGUGACUGAAAGAUGCAAGUCCUGCAGCAGAGCAGGUGAAAACCUGACAGACCAUGAGCCAAGACCCUGCGGGGGGAUUUCCAUGUUUAGACCCUGCUGACUGCUGAUUCCAGCCUCCUGAGAGACUAAGCAGACCCCCACCACAACCCCUUCUACCUCCACCACCUCCACCUCUCAGCUGCUUAACUAGAUUCAAGGGCAGCAACUGUAAUCAGGGCUACUUGCUUUUUUCCUGCGCCUAACUCUCUCUUCACUUUAUGCCAAAAAAUCUAAAAUUUUAAGGUACUGGCGACAUCUGCUGAAUCGCACCAUGCAGAGGAGCCCCUGCCUGCCUCAUACAGAGGCUGAACAGCAUCGUGUGAGUGAGGGUGGCGUGUCUAACAGUUUCAAAGCCCUUGGAUGCCAGGAGCAGCUGGAUCCCAAGGACAGUCAGGUCUCCGAGGACCCCCGAGAAUACUGUUAUGGUGGGUACCACCCCAUCCAGAUAGGGGACACCUUCAACAGAAGAUACCAGGUGGUGUCCAAACUCGGCUGGGGUUAUUUCUCCACUGUAUGGCUCUGCCAGGACCUCAAGCUAGGUCGGCGUGUUGCUGUGAAGGUGUUGAAGAGUGGGGCUGGCUUCACCCAGGCUGGAGAGGAUGAACUGGCUCUCCUGCGAUGUGCCAGUGGUUCUGUGGGCCAUCACCCCUUUGGCCAAAAGAUCGUUCGACUGCUAGAUGAGUUUAAGCAGGUUGGGGUCAAUGGGGUACACAUUUGCCUGGUGCUUGAGCUGCUGGGGCCUGACCUGAGAUGCUUGCAGCUCUGCUUUGGGAAUCCAGGACUGUUGCAGCCUUGGAUCAAACAAAUACUUAUCCAGGUCCUGCAGGGGCUGGACUACCUUCACUCUCAAUGUAAAAUCAUCCACACAGACAUCAAGCCAGAAAACAUCCUUGUGUGUCUGGAAGAGCAGUCCCACAAAGCACCAGCAGGGGGCAGCAGCUCCUCCUCGUUACAGACUGGGAAGGAAGCCAGUUCACCAGAAAGCAAUCAGGUAAACCCAUACAGCUUAAAGGAAAUUGCAGUGAAGAUUGCUGACUUGGGGAGCUCCUGUUGGGUGUACAAACAUUUCUGUGAGGAGAUCCAGACCCGACAGUAUCGCUCACUAGAGGUUUUGCUGGGAUCUGAGUAUGGCCCACCUGCUGACAUCUGGAGUGUCGCAUGCAUGGCCUUUGAGUUGGUCACUGGAGACUCACUGUUUGAGCCCAGAGCCAGUGAUUCCAUUUCCCUGGAGGAAGAUCAUAUUGGCCAGAUAACGGAGCUGCUUGGCAAAAUCCCGGCCGCUGUUGCCUUGUCGGGUAAAUACUCUGCUGAGUACUUCAGCUGCAGAGGCGACCUGCGUCGUGUCGGUCCGCUGAGGUUCUGGAGUCUCUAUGAGGUUUUGGUGGAGAAAUACCACUUCCUGUUGGAGGAGGCCUCUGGGUUCUCUGACUUCCUACUUUCCAUGUUGAAUUAUCACCCAGAGAAGAGGGCCACUGCUGCACAGUGUCUCCGCCACCCUUGGUUGACUUCCUGUUAGCUUCUUGUUAGGCCUCGGCAGCCCUUAUAGACAGAUGCUUCAAGUUGCUGCUAGACUUUGUCGAUUUCAGGGCAUCUUUGUGUUUUCACAGCAUCUGAUGGGCUUCUUAUACAACAUUCAAAAAAGAAGAAUUUGAACUUCGCUACAAGAGCCCAGCAAAGCACAAUGAGCUUUUUCAACUUCCUUGCGAUUUUUUUUAAACAACCAUGAGAAGCUCAGCUCUGACGCUGCUAAUAAGUGUGAAGUUCUCAUUCUGCAACCAAGUGUGGAUUUAUUCUUUAGUAAUUUUGAAUAUGAUUUUCUAUCUGAGAAUGACUCAAACUGUAAUCAUUUGUUGAUCUUUUACAGUGCAUGUGCUCGUUUAGUUUAAGUUUUGUACAGUAAAGUGAAGCACUUUAAAGAAUAAAGUGACAUUA
Messenger RNA from Neolamprologus brichardi, 2010 nucleotides. Its product is annotated as SRSF protein kinase 3. Gene Ontology annotation, molecular function: protein serine/threonine kinase activity; ATP binding. Gene Ontology annotation, cellular component: cytoplasm; nucleus. The record is from RefSeq and is a predicted model, not a curated record. Gene Ontology annotation, biological process: intracellular signal transduction; spliceosomal complex assembly; peptidyl-serine phosphorylation. Lineage: Eukaryota; Metazoa; Chordata; Actinopteri; Cichliformes; Cichlidae.